AUGUCUGGGAUUUCCAAGACCGAAGAUUCGGCCUCCCAGCACCACACCGACGAGGCCGAUGUCGAGAUGACGAAGAAUUCGCCUGUCCAGGGGAAGGGCGGCGACCUUGCAGCCAGGCUCAUUGGCGACCAGCAGAUUGAGCUCACAGAAGAAGAUAAUAAACGCAUUCGCCGCAAGACGGACAAGCAUAUCCUCUCGGUGCUCGUUUGGGUCUACUUCCUCCAGAUUUUGGAUAAAUCAGUGCUUGGAUAUGGCGCCGUCUGGGGUCUGCGCGAGGACUGUAACCUGAGCGGCAACGAGUAUUCCAAGGUCAGCUCCAUCUCGGCCAUCGCCCAGCUCGUCUGGCUGCCCUUCGCCUCGUGGCUCAUGGUCAAGGUGCCGCACCGCAUCCUCAUGCCGGCGCUCGUGCUGGGGUGGGGCACGGCGCAGACAUGCAUGGCCGCCUGCAACAAUUAUGCCGGCCUGCUCGCCACGCGGUUCCUGCUGGGUCUCUUCGAAACCGCCUGCCUGCCGCUGUUCUCCGUCAUCACGUCCCAGUGGUACCGGCGCGCCGAGCAGCCGAUGCGAGUCAACGGCGCCAUCGCGUCCUGGCGGAUCCUCUUCCUCUUCGUCGGCCUCGUCACCGUGCUCACGGCUCCCGUCGUGUACUGGAUCAUGGACAACGACGUGGCGUCGGCCCGUUUCUUGACGGCGCAGGAGAAGCUCCAGGCCAUCGAGCGGCUGCGGGCCAACCAGACGGGGACGGGGAGCCGCGACUUCAAGUGGGCGCAGGCGUUCGAGGCGCUGGUCGAGCCCAAGACGUGGCUCUUCGUCGGCAUGGCGCUCUGCCUCAACGUCACCGCCAUGGUCACCAACACGUUCGGGCCCAUCAUCGUCGGCGGCUUCGGCUUCGACCCGACCGUCACGUCGCUCCUCAACAUCCCCUUCGGCGCCGUCCAGCUGCUCGUCAUCUUCCCGUCGUCCUACCUCGCCCACCGCUUCCGCAUCAAGUCGGUCUUCCUCGAGGCCAUCCUGAUGCCGGUCCUCGCGGGCGCCAUCAUGCUCUACCUGCUGGGCCGCAGCUCCAUCCCGCCCCUGCUGGCCGCCUACUACAUGCUCGCGUUCCUGUUCGGCGGCAACCCCCUCAUCGUGUCGUGGAUGAUCUCCAACAUCGGCGGCGCCACCAAGAAGUCGGUCAUCAUGUCCCUGUACAACAUCGGCGCGUCGGCCGGCAACAUCGUCGGCCCCUUGCUGUUCAACUCCAACGACGCGCCGUAUUACAAGCCCGGGUUGGAGAAGACCAUGGGCAUCACGUGCGCGCUCAUCGCCAUCGUCGGCUUGCAGGUCGUCUGCCUCUUUUACCUGAACAAGAGGCAGGAGCGCAGGCGCGUCAAGAACGGCAAGCCGGCCAAGCUCCGCGAUCUCAGCAUGGAGCACCGCUAUACCAGCGGCAGGGAGGACGGGGAGACGGGCGCUCCUUUGGGCGAGAACGCUUUCAAGGAUCUGACCGACUCGAAGAAUGACGAGUUUGUGUACGUGUAUUAG
Sodiomyces alkalinus F11 is the source of this 1524-nucleotide messenger RNA. Its product is annotated as MFS general substrate transporter. Gene Ontology annotation, molecular function: transmembrane transporter activity. Gene Ontology annotation, cellular component: membrane. The transcript is spliced from 4 exons. The record is from RefSeq and is a predicted model, not a curated record. Lineage: Eukaryota; Fungi; Ascomycota; Sordariomycetes; Glomerellales; Plectosphaerellaceae. Gene Ontology annotation, biological process: transmembrane transport. Bases 1 to 1524 code for a protein of 507 amino acids.